Molecule: messenger RNA, 3123 nt
Organism: Yamadazyma jaroonii
Lineage: Eukaryota; Fungi; Ascomycota; Pichiomycetes; Serinales; Debaryomycetaceae
Source: the annotation of a GenBank genome assembly
AUGAGUGCUGAUGAUAUCCGUGCCAAAAGAUUAGCUAAUUUGUCCAGAUUAGGUGGUGGUAGUAAUAAUUCCAGUAGUUCUGGAAAUUCAAACAAUACCAGUAACACCCCACCAUCUGCACCAGAAACCAAAAGAGCUAAACCUGAUUUGCCAUCCCCACCCAAACCACCUAAAUCAAUUGAUCCUCCAGUAGAAACAAAACCUGUUAAAGUUGAUAAAGUUGAAAGUCCUCCAGUGAAUGCUGAAGAACAAUUAUCCAAAUGGUUGAUGAUGGAAGUUAAAGAUACUCUCCAAAUCACUGUUAAACCAGAAGAAUCAACUAGUAAUCUCAUUUAUUUAGAAUCGUUAGCCAACGAACUCACUGAUAGAUCUAUUGAAGAAGAUGAUUUAGAACUGUCAUUUAUGGAAAUCUUAACCGAAGCAGGAAUUCCAACCGAUUAUAAAUUUUCUAUUGAAUACCUUUAUACCAUUUAUCAAAAAUCUUUUAAAUUAAAGAGAAUUUUACCCAAAAAAGAUAUAAAUUAUGACAAGAAAAUCAGUAUUAUCAAUAAAAUCAUAAACUUCAGUUGUUCAUUUGGUUUCAUUUGCUUUCAGAUUUCAGAUAUGUUCAUAAAUAAUGAUUUACCCAAAUCAAUUGAUUUUUUCGUAAAUGAUCAUGAAACUCAUUCAUUUUUGAUUGAUAUCAUUAAUAAGAGUAUAGAACAAGAUAGUUUACUAGACUUGUUACAUUUAUUUAUGCCAAUGAUUUCGAGUAAGUUAUAUAAAGCUAAUUUGAAUGAUACUAAUUAUAACAAAUAUUUGAGUAUAAUUGAAUUAUUUGUCAAUAUGAAACCUGUGGCAGCUGUUUUCCAUCAAAUUGAUGGAUUCCAACCUCCUGAUGAAGGUCAAUGUUUGGAUUAUGAACAUAAAACUUUAUUAGGACCAAUUUUAAGAUUAUCACCAUUAAUCGAUAAUGUUGCCAAUUAUUAUUUUGGUGCAAAUUUCAAUAGUAACAAUUAUUCUUUGGUUAAUUCAACUUAUGAUUCUUUAACCAAUGAAUAUAAAGUAGUCAUUGACAGAUUGUUUUAUAUUAUAGAUAAGUUGGUUCGUGGAGGAGCAGAGGUCAGAAAUCAUUUAUUACAAUGGUUUAGUAAAUUAAUCAAUUUGAGUCAUUUAAGAACAGGUUCUCAUGCUGAUAGUUCAAAAUUACCUUCUGAUGGUAUGAUGUUUAACAUUUCCAUCAUUUUAAUCAAAUUAAGUUUACCAUUUUUGGAUUAUCCAAAUUUUGGUAAGAUUGAUAAAAUUGAUAUUGAUUAUUUAGGUAAGAACAAAUUAGUUGACUUGAAAGACGAAACUAGAGUUAAUUCUUCGAUCCAAGAGUCUACGGAUUUUUACAAAGACAUACAAGGUGAUACCAAUUUCAUAAGUGAUUGUUUCUUUAUCACUCUUACUUAUUUGAAUUAUGGUAUUGGUGGUAUAAGUGUAAGAUAUGAUAAGUUAAAAAACCAAAUAAACCAAUUACAAGAAAGGGUUGAUAUGAUUGAAAGGAAUGAAGUUCCUGCUGGUAGUAAUCCAAUGAUGAUCAAUUUCUUAAGAUCUCAAUUACCCAAGUUGAAUCAACAAUUGAAUUAUUUAAAAUCCUUCAAACAUGUAACAAAAGCUAUUUUCAAUUAUCGAUCAUUACAAUUUGAAAUUUUUGAUUUCAUAAUCGGAGCUUCAGUGUUUUUAACCAGAGUUAUUGAUCCUCAACAUAAAUAUCCUCAAACUAAGUUAUCCAUCCCAAUCUUCAAAAUUAAUAAAGUAAGUGAACUUGAUGAUCAAGAUUUCUUGAGAACUAAAUGUCCUGAACCAUGGAAAUAUUUCCCUGAAUUUUGGGUUGAAGGGAUUAUUAAUUACUGUAAAUUCACUACUAAAUUCAGAGGAUGUCCCUUGGUUAAUAAUUUAGAGAAAUUAUCGAAAUUUGUUGAAUUUACAAUCAUUUUACUUAGAUGUCCAGAAGUCUUAGGUAAUCCUCAUAUGAAAUCCAGCAUCAUUGAAAUCUUAUUUAUUGGAUCUUUACCUUUAACCAAUGGAGAUCCUGGAUUCAUGGCAGAUAUUUUUAAUAACAAUGAAAUUGUAAAGAAUAACAUUUUAUACUCACUAUUAGAUAUCUAUGUUAUGAUUGAAAAGACUGGUGCAUCAUCCCAAUUUUAUGAUAAGUUCAAUUCUCGUUAUUAUAUUUCCAUCAUUUUAGAAGAAUUAUGGAAAAAUGAUUAUUAUAGAAAUCAAUUAAAGAGCUAUUCCAUAAAGAAUGUUGAUUUCUUCAUUAGAUUUAUUGCUAGAAUGUUAAAUGAUACUACUUACUUAUUAGAUGAAACUUUCAAUGAAUUAAAUCAAAUUCAUGAUUGUCAAGUUGAAAUUAAACGUAGACAAAAUGGUCAAGGAGAAAAUGAAGAAUUGGGUACUACUGAUGAAUUGAUUAAAAACUUAGAAUCAAGUGAAAGAAAGGCUAAAAGCUAUAUGGGAUUAAGUAAUAAAACUAUGGAAUUAUUCAAAUUAUUUACUAAAGAAGUACCAAAAGGUUUUGUAUUACCAGAAUUAGUCGAUAGAUUAGCAGGGAUGUUGAAUUAUAACUUAUCGGCCAUGGUAGGACCAAAAUGUAAGAAUUUGAAAGUUGAAGAUCCUACUAAGUAUGAUUUUGAUCCUAAAACCACCUUACAAGGAUUAUGUGAAGUGUAUUGUAAUUUAUCAAAAGAAACAGAAUUCAUUAAAGCUGUUAGUAGAGAUGGUAGAUCUUUCAAUAUUGAAUGGUUCAAAAAAGCUGUUAAUGUUUUACGUACCAAAACAUUAACUAACCCCAAAAUUAUUGAUCAAUUAAUGGAAUUGGGUGAAGUAGCUGAAAAACAAAGAUUAGAAGAUGAACAAGAAGAAUUAGAAUUAGGUGAAGUACCUGAUGAAUUCUUAGAUCCUUUGAUGUAUACAAUUAUGGAAGAUCCUGUUAUAUUACCAACAUCAAAAGUUGUCAUGGAUAGAUCAACUAUAAAAGCUCAUUUAUUAAGUGAUCCAACUGAUCCUUUCAAUAGAUCACCAUUGAAAUUAGAAGAUGUUAUUGAUGAUAUUGAAUUAAAGGAAAAAAUUCAACAAUUUAAAAGAGGAGGUAAGUAA